Chara braunii is the source of this 1124-nucleotide messenger RNA. The record is from the annotation of a GenBank genome assembly. Lineage: Eukaryota; Viridiplantae; Streptophyta; Charophyceae; Charales; Characeae.
UCCCGACCCUACUUUUUUUUAAAAAAACAAUCAAUCAAUCAAUUAAUCAUUCAAGAUCCAUCGAUUUCGACGGAUCUUUAUUGAAUAAAAAUUCGUCGAAAUCGACGGAUCUUGAAUGAUUGAUUGAUUGAUUGAUUGAUUGAUUUUUUAAAAAAAAUUAGGGUCAGGAGCAGGGCGAGACGGAGGAGGACGAGGAGGAGAUGAAAGACGAGUAGGAGGUGGAAGAGGAGGGGGAGGAGGAGGAGGAGGUGAUGGAGGAGGAGGAAAACAAGCGGGAGGUAGAAGAGGCGAUGGAGGAGGAAGGAGACGAGCAGGAGGUGGAAAAGGAGGAGGGGGAGGAGGAGGAGGAGGAGGAGGAAGAGGAAGAGGAAGAGGAAGAGGAAGAGGAAGAGGAGGAGGAGGAGGAGGAGGACAAGGAGGAGGAAGAGGAGGAGGAGGCAAUGAAGGGAGAAGAGGAGCACGAGAAGGAGGAGGAGAAAGACGCAAUGGAUGAGGAGAGGGGAGGAGGAGGAGGAGGAGAAAGAGUUGAUGGAGGAGGAGGAAGAGGAGGAGGAGAAGGAGGAGGAGGAGGAGCACGAGAGAAGGACAAACAACGUCGGGACGAGGAGGAGGAGGAGGAGGAGGACAAGGAGGACGAGGGGGAAGAUGAGGAAGAUGAGGAAGAUGAGGAAGAUGAGGAAGAUGAGGAGGAAGAGGAGGACGAAGCCGAGGAGGAGGAGGAGGAGGAGGAGGAGGAGGAGAAAGGGGAAGUCGAGGAAGAGGAGGAAGACGAGGAGGAAGGGGAGGAGGAGGAGAAAGACAAGGAGGAAGAGGAGGAAGAAGAGGAGGACGAGGAGGAGGACGAGGAGGAAGAGGAGGAGGAGGCGAAAGACGAGGAUGAGGAGGAGGAGGAGGAGGUGGAAGACGAGGAGGAGGAGGAGGUGAAAGAUGACGAGGAGGAGGAGGAGGAGGGAAGGAGGAGGAGGAAGAGUAGGAAGAGGAGACUCACCUUAGUGACGGGUAGAGGAGCAGCUCCCGGUGAUGGCUCGAGCGGCGGUGGCUAUGGAACAAUGCGGCGGGGCAGCAGGGCAGCGAGUGGCGGGGCAGCGGGCCAAUGAGUAGUGGGGUGGCGGGGCAACGGUGCU